AUCUAUACAUCGCACCAGCCAGCAUAGGGGCCCCGUUGCACUUCGGGAAACGAAACAUGUACGUACGUCGUACAACGGGCAGAAAGCGUUAAAGUGCCGAGUGUCGGUUGAUCUGUGAUCGGCCGCCGCCGCGUUUUCCGCAGUGGCCACAAAGUCGUGGUCGCACGGGAGCAAGUGCGCGUUACAAGAAGUUCACUGGCUAGCCAAAGCCGAAGUCGAGCCGAACGGAGCCGAGCCAAGCAAACCAAGACGUCCUUCCUCCUGGGACGCUCGCCAAUUUCCACGGGAGCGUCGUAGCAAGAACCGGAACGGAUUACGCUAUUUAACCGUCUGCCAGUCUUCACAUUACGGUAUCCAGGAUACAAUGCUCACCGUGCUAGGCCACUGCCACAGCAAGAGCCUACUUCAGAGUUGGUUUCCCGCGAAUACGCACCUAGCCCCCCCGCUCGUCUCCAUCAUCCCGAUGGACAUUCUUGUUACGUCGUCUACAGGGCUUACUUUUCUACACUAGGUGUACCAACAGUUUUCUGUGCUGCACCUAUUAUUGGUUACUCCAUGCUUUGUACAUCCUGGUGGUACCCAAGCACGUAUGGAAUAAGACUUUCUUAAUGCGUUUGGAGUGUAUACAGUGAGAGUGAAGGAAUGCUGAAAGGAAUCAACGGGACAAUUUUCUAAAUAGUAAUUUUGCGAUUUUGCUUCCAUAGAUAACUCUUGGAAAUGCUGCGUUGAGCUAUUCAGUUUGAGGCUUCAGCCACUUUGGAUGUAUGUUCUAAGGAUCUGAGACGGCAGUCUACUGUGCGUUUAAAAAGAACAAUAUAGCUUGUAGACUCUCGUAGUUUGAUGGUAGCACUAAGCAAAAAUUGUGCUGAGUUAAAAGUAAAAAAGCUGAAUUACAUACAUAAUGAUUAAAGUCAUAUUUAAAAAAUAUUAAUUAUAUCUCACAUUUCACGAAGAACUUUAAUGUCUUUGGUUUAAACGUGGAACCAUUGAAUUCAAUAUCUUUCAAGAUAUUUUUUCUGGUUUUUAGUAGUGGUACUAAUAGGCACGCAAUUUACAUCUUUUGAUUUUAAUAGAAUACUAUAUAUAGAGUUACUUUGUUACUACAAUACGAUGCCUAUGCAAAUAAUGUUUUAAAUGCUUACUGAUAUAUCUAAGAUUUUGCGACAUACCGUUACUACAAGAAUAGUUUUAUGAAUAAACGUGGCUAAGAACCUAGUCAAGAUGUGCGAACAGACAGAAAUUAAUUAUUUGGAUGGCGAUGUGGUAUGGGUGAAACUGGGAGCUUGUUGGUGGCCUGGACAGGUCACUGGCCUUCACAAUUUGCCUGAAGACAUUCAAAUAGAAUUUCAAAAAAAACCAUUGAUUGCUGCUGUAAAAUUCUUUCAAGAAGAUACAUAUGAGUUUGUCAAGAACUAUCAGCAAAUCUACAAGUAUAACUGCACACAGAAGGAAGAUUUCAUCAAAAAAGGCUUAGAUAAAUUCAGGACUAAAAGCAGAGAUGGUGCUAGUUAUAUGGAUAAGUUUCCUGGCGAUAUUGAAAUGGCUGAAAAACUGACCGGCGGAGAUCCGGAUAUCCUGACAAGUGAAAAGUUCAGCCCUGAAGAAAAACCAGAUAUUUCUGGGCUCUUUGGCGAGAAGAAGAUACCCAAGAAAAAACGUGAUCGUUAUGAAGCUCACAGACGUAGCGAUGGCAGUGAGAUGCUGCGAAAAAUCACGCAUCCAAGGUUCCUAAGGGAAAGUGACCACGAGGUGAGAAUCCGUCAUCAACCCAGCAGUCUGCCAUCGACUCCAAAUAACAGCACAUCAUCACCGCAAUAUCCUUGUCACCUAUGCAGCUUUACUUCCUCCCGCGUGAAUGUUAUUAUUUGCCACAUCAAAAGUCACAAUUCUGGAGGUUCCCCAGCUGUAGCACGUUCGAAGGUAAAGACUUAUUCUCCAACAAAGACUAAAGAAGCUGACACCGAUACGCCGAAAAGGAAGUAUGUUAGGAAGGACAAGGGUAGUUCGCACAAAAGUCGCAGCGAAGGAAGCGCUGAGUCGGGCAAAAGGAAACUCGCAAAACAAGUCGAAAAAGCCAGUAAGAAGAAAAAGAAGACAGAUCCUGAAAUUCGUGAGAAAUUGUUGGCUGAUUGGAACGACAGCUCGGACGAAGACAUGAGUAUGGACUUAAACAAGUCUAUGGAAUCUGGCACUGUGGACAGUUCACCCAUGAAGUCUCAAAUGGAUACGACUAGCCCUGGCGAUGACAAACAGAAAAAUGAAAACGAUGAUAUUAUCCAGGAAUCCGAAAAAUUGCUCAAUGAGACUGAAAAGUUGACAGCCAUCGAAGUACUAGAAGAUACUAUUGGAGUCCGCAGUCGAAAUUCGAACAACAAGAUUCUUGAUGAUUCCGGAAAGAACAAGUCGAAUAUGGAAAAGGACAAGGAUACGAAGAAGGAUCAGAAACCAUUCUCAGGACAGAAAAAUAAAAAGCCCGAAUUGCAGAAAGACGGUAAGAAGCUUAUGGAGAAGGAUGACAAAAAGUCAAGAUUAUCCUGUUUUGAUUUCGAUGAAGAAGAUGUUCCCGAAGCUACAAUACCGCCGGUAAGAAAAAUUCACCGAGUUUUCGGUGAGAAAAGUUUGUCCCUAAAGAAGGAGAUCAUAAAAGAGUUCGAAAUGAGUCAAGCCUUAAAGGAAGAGCAAGAAAAAGACCUCAGCAACGACAAAAAUACAGAAACAAAAGAUACAGUCAAGAAGAACGACAUUGUCACAAAAUCCGGAACUCAGGAAACGCCUGAAGAACACGAAAAUAAAGAUAAUAAGAUGGACGAUGAUAUGGACGAGGAAACCAAUAAGCUAGAAACUGAGGAAGGUAUAAGCGUAUUAAAAAAACAAUCGAAGGAAGAUAAAGCAUCGUCGAAGAACGAGCGAGAAAAGGUAAAUUCAAAUGCCUGCGAAACUCAGGUUGAGAUAGUUGAGAUUUUCGAAGUGGAACGUGAAGAGGAAGCCGACGACGAACGCGCUGCGAUUGCCAAUAAAAAUUUUAACAAAGCACUGAUAUCUAACAUCAUUACGGGUGUCAAACAUAUUGAUAAAGAAUACACUAAAACCGAUGAUGAGGCCUUAACUUCUGCGAAGAAUGAGGAGACGAUUGAAAAAAAGGAUAUCACCUCAGAGAAAAUAGAAAUGGAAAAUGAGGUUGUUUCGGAGACGAUGGAGUCCAGCAAGUUGGAGGCACUUCCUGAGAAAAUGGAAGUAGACACGGAAGAUGAAACUGUGUCUGAAUCAGCCGAUACUGCGCCUCCUCACAGUGAGACUUCAGAUACUGAUAUGACUCCGCUUGGUUUGAACCAGUCUGAUGACACGGACAUGGAUAACGAGUCUAUCUUGGGAAAUUUAAAAAAAGUUGAAAAGUCGCCAGUAGAAAAACCAGUCGCUGCUCAUAAAAGUGUCAAGAAACGUCGUGGGCGCCCUAGAAGGAGUCUCGUUUCUGAGAAAACUUCUACUGAAACAAGUGUAAGCAGCGUUGAUGAUAGUUCAUCAAAAUCAAGUAACAAAUCACCAGAAAGAAAACUGGGAACUAAGAUGAUUAUCGAAAAAGACAAGAACAGUAAGACUACUGAGUCCGAUUCUGAACGUUCAUUGAGUGGAAGAAGGAGAAAACCGAACAGGAAAUAUUCAUAUGAUAUCUAUCUUCAGAAUAGUGACGCGUCAGCAUCGAAAACUGACGAUAGUCAAUCGGAACUAGAUGACAAAUUAUUAACAGACGAGGAAAAUGGUGAGAGAAUUGAGCGUAGACCUGCUAGAAGUAGAAAGUCGUCCAGAUUCGGUAAGAGGACCAUCGAGACUGUUAUUCAGAUGGAUCAGCAGGAAAUUGAAUUAUCUGAUUCUCUUGAUAGAACUGCCGAUGUUGUAGAGGAAAGUAUGGGUGGCAAUAGAGCAGAGAAAUCAGAACAGAAAGCUGGUAGAAAUAAAGCAUCGACAAUGAAGAAAUCUGACGAGAUGAAAUCUUCAGUAGGAUCUACAAUCGAACUGAUCAAAUCCGACGAAAAAUUAAACGACGAUCGACCAUCCAUGGAUAAAGUUCUAAAGACAAUAGGUAUACCAACAGUACUUUCAGAACAUUCCUCUGAGAGUACUCGAUUGACAAAAGUUUCAGAGACAAAAUGGAAGAUCGAUGAGAGGCAAGGAGAAAUAAUAGAGCAAACUGAUGACUUUGAGGACGAAGAUAGAAUUAAGGAUGAUGACGAUAGAACGCCAUCGAUACAGGAACAAGUUGCGAAUUUAAUUAAAGAAGCUGAAGGAAACCAGGUGCUUGAAGUUCCGAAAACUGAAGUGGAGAAGCUCCCGCCUAAAAAAUCACAAAUCAAAAAGUUUGAGUUGGCGCAAAAUGAUUUUUUUGAGGGCGACGCCUCCGUAGACAAGAAUGUUAUACAACCAGAGCCAGAGAACAGGAUUGACAAAACUAACGACAUGGAGAUUGAGAUUACGAGAGUUGACACAGAUAAAGAGUCUACUGAGAUAUUUAGCGGACCAGUAAUCGAAGAGCAAGUAAUUUCAACUGAAGACACAGAAAUCUUGGAGGAAAAAAUUGAGACUGUUGAACUAAUGCAAGAGACUGUAAUAGAGGAGGUACCUAUUGAGCAGGCGGACAUGACUAUAGAAAGAGAGUUUUUUGCAGAGAAGGAAAAAGGUGCUGAAUUACAAGAAAAUGUAGACACACAAUUGAAACUUGAAGGACCGAAAAAAAUAUUACCAAAAACUGAGAUGGAAAUUGAGCUCGUUUCAAAAUCUGAAACUGUGAAAACUCCAGAACCAGCUGCAAAAAGGCCCUCCAUGCAGACAAGAUACAAAGGCAAAUUUACUCCUGAAACUGGAUCAAAACCCAAGAAAGACAAAGAUUCACAUGGCGAAGAGAAACCAGUUAACACUUUCCAGGAGGCAUUCCUGAAGACGUUGCAGAUGGACAAACGUGACAAUAAAGUAGUGAUAGAUGACAUCGAGAUCACCGUUGGUAGAGGAAAGGUCAAGAAACCUGGAAAGAAAAAGGCCGACGAGAUGGAUAAUGUGAACAUCGUACCUGUUACGCAAACUGUUGGCCCAAUUAAGAAAGCAGAGAAAGUGGCUGCUAAUAUAGAGAGUGCUGAAGAUACUAGCAAGCUUCACGAACAAACUAAUGUCUCUGGAGUGGGAGAGUUCCAAGGUGUUGAAGUUGUUGUUGAAGAAAACAUUGAAAUUGAAGCAAAGACAGAUGAACCUACUUUAACAGUAUCUGCAAAACUUCCCACUCCUCCGGAAGUUCCUGUCUCUAAGCGUGAAGUUCAACCAGGUAAUAUAGAGGAGAUUACAAAAUCAUUGACUCUAGAAGUACAGAAGAUGGACGACUCGUCAAGAUUGUCUUCUGUGUCGACACCUUCACCUACAUCCGAUGUCGGGAUGCCAGUAAAGAAACGCGAGAAGCCAAGAAUCAUCGAAAACGUCACACUGAAAGAGCCAAUGAUCUUGAAGACAAAACUGCUGGAGAAAUUGCCAGCUAAAGGCCAGAAACACAAGCUGGAAUUGGAUGUCUCAAAACGAGGCGAUACAAAGAGCAGCCCACGAGCAAAGAUUAUGAAGCUUGAACCUUUGUCUCCAAACAGUAAGGGAAGGCAAGUGAAAAUUCCGACUUCGCAUCUUUCACUUACUAAAAAGCUUCAAGCUUUAAAAGCAGAGGAGGCUGCUACCACAGCUAUGGAAACGCAGAAAGAAAAAUUAAUUUCCCAGGCAUCUCAAGGUAUGGCAUCUGUACCAAGUGAGAAAUUCAUUCAGCAGAGUUCACAAAGUCUAGCAGACAUGGAAUUAGAUAUCAAUUCGAUGCCUUUCGUCUUGAGUGAAGACGUUUUAACUCCUGAGAAUCUUGAGCAGAUGCCAGUUGUAAUAUCCUCAAUUAUUCCAUCUUCUAGCACGAUAGCUACAAAUACUAUUUCAUUGACACCAACAACUCAAAUUGUCGCUCCCAAUCAAACACAAUUUAAGUCAAACGAAAUUGAAAGUACACCGAAAAAGAAAAGUGGCACACCAACUAUCUUAAAGAAUAAGGCUAAAGCUAAGCCUACCAUUACAAAUAUUAAGACCUUGGUGCCUCCACUUACUGGUGGAGUAAAGGGUUUAAAAUUUCAAAACACUCAACCUGGCAAGGCUGCGGCGCCUCUGAUAUCUCAGAAAAGUGCACCAGGGAAAUAUGUGAUCGUGCAGACUGCUGGAGGGAAACAGAUCCGCUACAGUGUCCAGGGAAAACCAGGAAGUCAACAGAAGAUUGCUAUUCCUUCUAGUAAAGGUGCUGGAAGCGCGCAAAUAGUUCAGCAAGGUGGAAAGGUGGUGAUUUUGACGUCAGCCCAAUCAGGUCAAACAAAGAUGUUACCUUUAAAUAUCUCUAAGAACCUCGGUGGCAAAGUACAAAGAAUUAUGACCAGCAAAGGCACAAUAUAUUCUCCAAUCUCUUCGCAAGGCAUCAUGACCUCAAAAACUGUCAUUGCUCCGAAAACUGAAGCGGGUACAGCAACAACAUCCAAAUUGGCUGGACAGAGUCAGAAAAUUAUUAACACCCAAGGUAUAAUAACAUCGAAAGGAGUAUUGACCCCAAUUUCAGGUACUAUAUCAAAGUCAGCUUUGUUGGGUACCUUAUCGCAAGGAAUUCUUACCAAGGGAGGAAUAUAUACCCCUAUAAGUGCAUCGUCAUUGGCAGGAAAAACAAUUAUUGGUUCUAAGGCGUUAGUUACAAAAGGUCCAACAUAUUUGUCACCAUUGACUUCCCAAAGUCUAGGUGGAACAAAAACUAUUCUAGGUCCAAUGACACAGACCAUUGCUGGAAAGACUAUCCUUAGUAGUCAAGGUAUCGUCACCUCAAAGGGUACAGUGCUCACACCAAUUACUGCACAACAAGUAAAAGCCAUUGCAGCGAAGACUCCUGCAAAGGGAGGUAAAGUUCAAUAUUCAACAGUCCCGCAAAAGAUGCAAGUACCAUUACUACAAAAAUGUCAGAAGAUUCCGAUUUCAUCAUCAUCGUCCCAAAUGAGAGUUGCAGGAUCAAUAAAAUCACCAGGAAGUACUAUAGUUCUCCAAAACACAGUAUCAGGACAGAAGACUUUACUUCAUGGAAAGAAGUUAGUGAAGCAAACAGUUGGACAAGGAAUGCCCGUACCAGCCUUAUCUUCCCAGAGUCCAGGACAGCAAACGCAGCAUAUGCAACUUCAAACUAAAGGAAAGGUCAUCCCAGGAUCAUCAACAGUACAAAAGGUCGUCAUGCCUAGAGGAAGUGGACGACAGUCGAAGAAUCAAAAGAUUGUCGUCCAAAAGUUGCACGAAUCGCCAGUAGCAGUGCAGAAUCUCCAACAAAAGCAAACUAGCACUGUUGCAAGUAUACCUCCGGUUACAAAAUCCGUUGCUCAACAAAAGCAUUCCGCCGGAAGUGUCGUAACACCUAAAGCUGCUACGAAGAAUUACACAGCAUCCGCAAAGAAUGCUCAACCAAAGAACUUGCUGAACGUUGCCCUGAACUCCAUAAACGUAACCACUCCAUCAAGUGCGACUAUCUCGACGCCAUUGUCACUUCCACCUUUGGAACCAACAGAACCAGAGAAGAAGACAAAAGUCGAGGAAGUUCCUGAAAUCCGGAAGGAGGAACCAGGACUACAAUCCGUAGCUUCUGCGAUGGAGCAAACGACUGAAAUACCCAUGGAUAAAAUAGAAGAACCCAAGGUGGCUGCUGCUCAACCGCAGAUCAUGGCUUUACCAACGGAGAGUGGAGAUGGUACCCAGACUUACGUGCUGGUCACAAUAGAUGAGCAGGGUCAGAUUCAGCCAUUGGAUAACAACGCUUUGAUGUCUUUGGAAGGAACAACCCAAAAUCCGGACGGAACUAGAACUCUGUAUAUUGAUCCAAGUUCUCUAGGUGAAGCUGGAGCUCUGGACAAUAUAGUUCUGCAGUUCGAUAACGGCUGCAUGCCUAACCUGCAGACCAGUACCGCAGAAUCCAACCAGACAAUGGUAUCAGAGAGUUUCCCAUCGUCAGAGAUCAUACAGACGUCGAACCAGGAUAUCCUAGCAGCCGCUCUAGCAAAUACAGACUUCCAGCAGGAAAUUGGCUUGCCUGAAAAUUCUUCUGGAACUGUAAUGAGCUCUGGUCUCACUCAAACCAGUCUUAUCAAUCAGACCAUUUUGCAAUCCACGAUAAUACCCCCAACAGAACCGAUAUCUUCGCCUUCGGUUCUGGAAACUUCCUUGACCCUGAACCAACCGAUUAUGACACCACUGGAAGUGCCCAGCAAUUUGUCCAUCCAGUCGGAAAGCACUCCAGCUUCAGAUGUUUCCACAAUACCUUCAUCACUCGAGUUACCUAUUACGAUUACUAAUCCAAGUAUUUCGUACAUCUCUGCUGGAGACACGCAAAUCCAAAUACCUGGAAACUCUAUGCCAGAUAUUGGUGAAAUCAUGGAGAGUUCAGCGACAGAUAUGACGCGUACAGUCAGUACUCAAUAUUUAGUAAUUCCGAAUUUGGAUGAGAAUGUAACGAUUGAAGCCCAAGGUAUCCAGAGUGGAGCAGAAUCUGUUCCGUCUGUUUCUUAUUCCGUUUCGAUACCUGAGCACAUAGUCCUGGACACAACACAAGUACAGACAACGCCAUCAAUGCCAAUAAUAGACGACAGUUAUUCAGAGGACGCACAGUUUACAGCAACAAUGGAUACCUCAAUGGCCAGUGAACAAAGUUUCGCCGAUGUGUCUGUUUCGGAAAUGCUUGUCUCGAAGGCUUCUACAAUUUCCACUGAGAACGUACCACCACAAGACAUAACAGCCACUUCUAAAAUAGCUACUACACCUCAAGAAGUACCAGCAACUUCACAGGAGCCAAGUGUAGAAACUGAGACGUCAGCUGCUUCUACUGCAAGUGUUAUCCAAGCUGCGACUUCAGAAGAGGUUGAGAUGACUAGCGAAGACCUGAUGAUGCAGCAUCCUACAGUAUCGACACAAGAAGACUCAGUAAUACAUCAUGACAUACCAAUGGUUUCGCAGGAAGAAAUCAACCAAGAAGUAAUAAGCAAGGCGGAACCCUUAACAGGUAUACAAGAUAUGUCAAUUGAUCAACAUACAAGUGAAGUGAUCACUAGCAGCAUGCCUGUAAUAGAUGAAAAUUGUUCAGUGAGUUCAGAAUCAAACAUUAAGGUCCAGUCUACAAUGAGCCUUGAGGUCGCAGAUUCAGCUGAAAUACCAUCAGGCACAUCCCAGGAUAAAGAAACCAGCAACAAAUUGGAGCAACUGAUAGAGCCCACUCCAGCCACCUCUCAGGCACCUAGUUCAGUCGAGGAUCAGGCAGCAGCUUCACGCCAGGAAGAGGAAAAUCUAGUACCUACUCAAGCUUUGCCUUCAGACACAUUGGGUAGUGCCCAAGAAGGCAUUGUGGAAGUGAAAACAGCUGAACCGACCGAAAUGUGCGUGGAGUCUAAAGCUGGGCCAAUGGAGGUAUCUCAAGUCGACGAACCAUCGUCUCACGGUGAGACGAAACAACUGCCUAUCGACGAUAAUGUAGAGAUGCAUUUUGAGAAAGCCAUUGCUGAGACUAGUCAAGAAACACCGUCUCAGUCGUAUGAACAAUUCGACGUAGCAAUGGCUAACGAUUCCAUCGAGGUUCCCAGUCAAUCUGCUAAUAAGCUGGAGAAUUCGAGAGAACCUUCGCAGUCUGAAGGUUACCCGUCUAUGGAAACGGAUGAAGCACCAGGUUCAGGGGAGCCACCGACGCAGUCCUUUGAAGAUGCCAAGCAGAGUGAAGCUUCUCAGUCUUAUGAAGCAUCGACCGAAGAGCAGACCAACGCACCUACACAGUCGUACAACGAAAUCAUGCAGAGCCAAGAUGACAGAAACUCCGUCGACGGUACCGUCGACGAUCAAAGUUUCCCGACCCAGAGCUACGAGGUGGAGAAAAUUGAGAGUGUCUCAGAGAACAUGGAGACAGACGGAGAGAUCAGCCAGGAAGGAAACGUGCCUUCCCAAUCGAAUGACAUUGGUACUGAUGGUAUUGGUACCUCUUCGGUCUCUACCAAUAACUCUGGCGUGAACGAAGAUGAAACAGCAAGUUCAUCUUACGUUCCGGAAACGCCAGAGAACCAGGAACGCGAUCAGGAUCAGGAGAGUGCAAUAAGUACGUCGUCCUAUGAGAUUCCGCCUUGCGAGGAAUUAAAUAUUGCCUCGUCAAGCGUGAUACCGGAUACGUCAGUAGGAGGAGAACAUACAAGUAUUCAUGACAACGGUGUGCCGGAAAUCCCAACAUCGUCCUACAACCUAAAUCCGGACAGCAGCUCAACGCACAUAGACGCUGUACCAACAUCCAGCUACGAGGAUCAGGUGAUCUUGGAGCAGAACGUCUCAACUUCCUACGAGGUUCCCAUCUCGAUGCCAGGACUGGAGGAGACGUCAUCGCAGAACUUCGUCACGGAGAGCUCAGACGACAGGAACGAGCCGUCGAGUUACUAUCCUCAUCACCAAGAGGUAACGGCUAGUUAUUACGAGUCCGUUCACCAAGAGUCAAAUUCUAGACUGGAAGGUGAUGAUCCCCAGGAAGAGGUGACCCCAAGUUACUACGAGUCUACUCCACGCGAUAUAACCUCUGAGGCCAGUCAAAGUUACUUUAAUCCUGAGGAAGCUACUCCAAGUUAUUCCAGCCAGAGCAUAACUCCCAGUUACUACGAUCCCAGACCGGAAACGGAAGCAAGUCAGAGUUAUUACUCGUCGCAGGAUCUGGAAAGGACGGAGAGAUCGUCGCAGAACGUGGAGGCCUCGCAGAGCUUUUACCAGGAAGCAGCCGAUGAGCUGAGAUUAAGACAGCAGGGUGAAGCUACGCCGACUUACUCAGCACGGUAUCCGGUCGACUACACCCUGGCCAACUCCCCGAUCGAGAGGCAUGACCUGGUGGAGAGCUCGGUGCCUGCUACCAAGCCUGCAGAAAGGUAAUAUAUCAUUUGAACAGGUCAGGGUUAAAGAGAAGAUUUCGAACGCCGUUAAGAAGAGUUGUUCGUCAUUCAGUUUUUUUUUUUCGUUACAAAAUGGACUAUCCCACGAGAUAGGAAAUGAUAAAUGGACGCACUAAGUCUAUUUUCAAGUGUAAAUACAAGUAUAAGUAAGUAAGUGGUUAGAUAUAAGGCUAAUAAUAGAUUCUUAUUAUAAUUUAUAUCUAGAUAUAUCGAAUGCGGAUCUAAUCCGUGGUUAGAAACGCGAUAUAUUAUAUACAUACAACAACAAAAAAAAACAUUGUAGAUUAUGAAGGAAUGUGGUUUCGUUGCGGUACAGUAAAUGACUUUUCUUUUUUUUCAAUUGCUCUUUUUUUUAAAUUACAUUACGAUUGUAUGAUCGUUUACUAUGUGGUUUUUAAGACUGGGUGCAAGUUGAUGGUUAUUACAUUAAGGAGAACAUAUUACUUUAAUAUCCUUGUUUGAACCCUCAUGUGCGUUACACGAUUUCUCACUAACUAAUAUCGGACAACUUCACAACCCUGUGUCAAAGUCAUUAGAGUAGUAGUAAGAUUUGCGGAACGCGAUUUUUAAAUCGUGAAUCUUUUAAAUGAAGAAGAAAGAAAAGAAAUUUAAAGAAAGUGCACUUUGGGAUGUUGCGUAACAUAAUCUAAAGUCGUAGAGCGAUAGACAGUUUAUGACUGGGGGGGAGGGGUCUCAUUUCUAUUAAAAUCCAUAAGGGAUUGACCCCCUAAGUUGAAAGAAAAUAUAACCACGUACGGUCGCGCUACGAUCUUUUCCGGGUAUUGUGAAGACACUUCGAAAGAUUUUCAGAAUAUUUUUACACCGUCGCGAAUCUUUAAGGAGAAUCGAAACUAAAAAUUUACGUGGCAAACACGCCGUUUAAUUUUACUGCUACUCUAAGAUCUGAAGUUGUAGCGAAUCGAUUCUUCGUUUUCUUCUGACUUUUGGAUUCUUUGAUAAAGUAACCUCUCGAGCGAUAAAGUAGACCCUUCGAACAGCACAAUUGUAUAUUUGUCGAAUUUGUUCGAAAUGCGUUCAACGAAAGCAAAAACAAGAAAAAAUUUACGAUUUAAAAAAAAAACGAUUUACGAUUUAAAAAAACGAAGAAUUCGAAGCUACCGAUUGAAGACUUAUUUGUGCAGAUAAUUUGCACGGUUCUUCCUCCGCUCGAGUACUCUUGUAAUACGUCAUUGCGAAUUCAAGACUUUCUAGCCAAUAAUUAAUCAAUAGUGUGUUUUAUUAUUCGGCUUAGACAAUUCAAUGGUGAAAGGAGAGAACGAAAGAUGAUAGAUAAUAAUAAAGAAAAUGUUCGAAACGCGUUCCAAGUAUCGAGCGGAUCGGGCAUCGUGCACGUUACGCUUAGCAUUUAGUUUGUAGAAAAUAGCUUAUAAACGAUUAUGAAAAAAAAAAAUAAAAUAAAAUAAAGAAGCCUAUUAUUUGACGUAUGCCACUGUGUAAUCUGUGUGUUACGAGAUAACAUAAGAAGAAGACGAAAGGUUUUCGUAGAUUCUAGGAAAUGACGUCCCGUUUGAGAUAAACAGAGCUCGAGAAACACUACGUAGUCCAUUAAAUAAUAAAAAGAUGUUGCUCAACCUUUUCGAAUCUUCGAAUCAAUCGCAUGGAACGAUUAAAUCAUUCGUAUCUUUCAGUAUUAAAUAAACGGUAAAUAGGAUUUCUUUGACGUGACAUUUUCUUUAUCGAUGUCACGCACGUAAAAAGGCAUUCAUUUUCUUCUUCUUUUUUCUUUUUCACGCGAACGUUGGCCUUUCCCGCACUUACACCUCAAACGCGACAGAUUUCCUACGAUCUUCUGAUAAUAAUUAUAUUCUUUAUAGUCUCAUGUUAUUCAGAAUAAAUAUAUGUUUUUAUUUCUCGUGGCGUUUUUAAUCAUGGUCACGCUUGUACAUAUUAUGUUGAUAAUGUAAUCGGGGACAAAACAAAAGUUAAUUAUAAAUUGCUACAAUUCGUCUUUUAAUUAGAGCCAGAAGCAUUGUAAGAAUAUUAUGCAAAUUCGAUUGCUAUCCCCUCCUCCUUUUUCUCCCUGCCCCUACCGCCCCCAUCGAGGCAUUUUAUAAAGGCGAAGAACUGAAAUCGUUAAUGUUUCCUUAUAAUCAUUCUUUAAAUUCCUUUUUUGUUUUAUAUAUAUAAAUAUAUAUACACACACAUUUUGCAUGUAAGAGAGUGAAAAAGGCAUCAAGCGUAUCUAUGGGAAAAACAGAAUACAUAAUUAUAUUAUUGUCGGAGAAAGAGUUGCUGCUUUUUUUUCUUUCUUUUUUUCUUCUUAUUAUUAUACUUCUUGUUCUUGGUCUAUCGCGAAGUGAAUAUAGCCUUUUCUUUAUUUCUGAAAGCUGACUAACGAAUGACGGGGUAGAUUCAAGCGAUAGAUGAAUAAUGUAGUGCUACCAUGAAUUGUAUCAACGUUAAUUUGAUAUUUUCAACGCUAACAAUUAAUAUUUUUUAAUUACUACAGUGUGCACCACAUACACGAUUGUAACUAUGAAGUAAAUAAAUAUACGAAUAUUUACAUAACAGA
Molecule: messenger RNA, 13512 nt
Organism: Cephus cinctus (wheat stem sawfly)
Lineage: Eukaryota; Metazoa; Arthropoda; Insecta; Hymenoptera; Cephidae
Exons: 3
Coding region: 1222-10959 (3245 amino acids)
Source: RefSeq, a predicted model, not a curated record